Messenger RNA from Callorhinchus milii (elephant shark), 2494 nucleotides. RefSeq lists its product as uncharacterized. The record is from RefSeq and is a predicted model, not a curated record. The transcript has 4 exons. Lineage: Eukaryota; Metazoa; Chordata; Chondrichthyes; Chimaeriformes; Callorhinchidae. Bases 422 to 2494 code for a protein of 690 amino acids.
AUGGACCUUGGAGCCCGUGGGUGCAUCUCUCUAGCUGUGCGGCUGCUUGCCUGGAGCCGUCUGUCACACGGUUGCUAUGGGAUUGAGAACCGUCACUUCAGGAGGGGAGGUGGGGGGACUUUCUGUUGCGACCAAAGCUGCAGAGCAGCUUCAAAACCCAACCUCAAGCCUCUACCCACCACAGAGCAGAGCGGGCAGGACAGCUGUCUAAGCAGCUCCUGAGAUAGAAGAGACAGUCUGGCUGCUCAAGUCUCCAGAAUAGCUCAUUGGGGAAUAAGUCAGAUAUUCUCAAUCUCACACUACACGUGAGAUAGGUCUGAUAAAAUAGAUAAUCGUGGUAUUGGAGACGGCAUCAACAAUGUGGUCUUAAUUCCACAAAGAUCACCCCUCACCCCGUCCAGGCAUAAAUCAGGCUGUAUACAUGGAGGUCCUGACAUCUUCACAUCAGGAUGGUGAGGACUUGUGUCAGGGCGAGGGCAAGGUUGGCCUGGUGAGGAAACUCACGAGAGGAGGUCCUCCCAAAUUAUUCCUCAUGAAGAAUAAGAGCAGAGCCCUGAAGACAGAGAAAGGGGCUCAGGUACUCGACAGGCCUGGAGCGCUAGAGUGUCCGGCGAGAAUCGAGGCCCAGGUAACUCAGAAAGCUGAUCCACAGCAAGGUGAUGGUGUCCUGGCCGGGAGAGACUCCUCAGAGACUGUCGAGGUCUUACACCAUCAUACAAACCGAGCCAUUGAGGAGCCAGUCCACGAAGGUCCCAGAGGGAAAGCCAGACCCAUUGCAGAGAGUAACCAAGACCCCGUUCAUUGCUCUUCACUCUUCCCCACCAAAGGAGAGCCUCUGAAUGGCCAACCAGAGGCCGGAAUGAAAGAAGCUGAGAGCCUGACACACGCUGAAAAGCAAACGUUAAUGGGGGAGGGGAGAGGACCGAGAUGCCUGAAGUGGGUGCGAGGCUCCAGGGGUGUGUGGGCAGCCCUCAUCUGUGUCAGAAAAUCUCAGAAGAAACCAAGGGCAGCCCAGAGUGAGGAGUGGUCUGUCUGCAAAGCCCCGCACAUGGGUGGCUCUGUUGAGCUGAGAAACGGGGCAGAAGCACAUGAGGAUGUCUCCCACACGCAGGGCAAGUGUGACCAAGGUAUGAGAGAGGGUAAAGGCAGGAGACCAGGCAAGCUGAAGAGAAAGGGUACAGGCCGAAAGUGGGCGUCAUUCAGGCACAUGCUGGCUUCCAGACAAGGCACUGAAUUGAUCUCAGGUUCCCAGAGUCCUGGGGAAAACUCCGCAGCCAACCGCACAGACCCCCUGGGGAAGCUACUCAGAGGCACAAAGAGGAGAGCAUGGAGCCCGAGAACAAGAGGGGUGUGUGCGAGAGCCAAUGACAGCGCUUCGAACACCACGUGUCCCCGAUCCCCAUCACUGAGCCAGGAGCGGGUUCUGGAUCUCGCUCCAGCAGGAACCUCCGAACAGCACCCGACUGGAACCCACUGCGAGAACUCACAAGGCGGGGAAAGUGUUGGAGAGGCUCCGCCAGCGACAGCUCAUGGCCAGACAGAGAGAGGACAAACGAAUGCUGGCUUCCAACCCAGAGAGAAGCCAGCACAGGAAGCGGUGACCAGCCCAGGGCCAGCAGGGACUGACACACGGCAACCAAUGGGGCUCUGUCAGGCCACCACGAGGGGCAACUCUUCAGCGCCUGCCCAGGACAGUGGGCAGAGCCUGGCUCAGGGCUCCCAGAGCUCAUAUCCUGCAGAAUCGAGGAGCCAAGAGAACGGGGAAGACCCUUGUGCCCAAUGCUCCUCCCCAGCCAGAGGGACUGAGGGUCGGGCAGGGAUAAGUGCCAGCUGUCAGGCUGCUGGUCUGCAAGAGGCCAGGGGUGGGCUUCAGGGCACUGCCCCCACAGGCCGGAACCAGCCUGGGAGCCACUCUGCCCCCUGUCAUCAGCUCAACAGGGGUGGAGAUCAGGGGCUUGGCAAUGAGCAGGGGUUGAGGGCAGAGAAUGGGGGUUUGUGGGGAGGUUGCCUGCAGCCCCCGGGGGCCGGUGCAUGGGAGACGCUAAUUUCCCAGACCGCACAACGCAUCGUGGAAUCUGCUAUCCAGGGGGCCGUGAGGCAGUUGAUGGAGGACAUGGAGCUGAAUGGCUGCCCCCCAGACCUGCCCCCGGCCAGUGCCGCCACCAGGUCCCGAGAGCUGGGGGAGACCAGACUGGCAGACACCGGGGGGGAAAUCACACGAUUAGCAACCUGUGGGCAUCCAGGCAGCCUGUGUCCUGCAGGAUCUGCCCUAGGGACACAGGAAGAGGAAGGACCAGUCUGCCCGGGGCUCGCCCUUGGUACUGAACUGCCAUACAUCUGUGAUGGCCACUUGCCGGUUCCCGCAGCCCACAUCGUACACACCUGCACUAAACUUCUGUUCUUCAAAGGGAUUUUCUUCCUCAUUCCCUUUGUCACCCCUCCACACUCCCAGGCCGUGGCUCAGCCUCAGGGAGUUUGUCUGCAGAACUGUUAG